GAGUCCUGCCUCCUCAAACCCCUCCCAAGUCCCAACCCAACGGAUAAACCUCCCUUCCCUUCCCUCCCUCCCUCAACCUUCCAUCCCAAGCAAUGUCCAUUCUCGACUCCUCCUGCACCUCUUCUCUCUCCAAAACCCUCUCUCUCCUCUCUCCCAUCCCUAAACCCCCUCCCCCUCGUUUCUCUCUCCACAAAACCUCCUCCCACUCCCACUCCCUCUCCCUCUCCGCCGCCCACCGCCAACGAAGCCUUCUCCGCUCCCUCUCCCGCCUCCGCACCGGGGAAAUCGAAGACUCCGAAGAGGAGGAAUUCGAAGACUCCGACGGCGACGGCGACGGCGACGAUGAGGAGAUUGACGAUGCUUUUGCAAUCGACGUGGAAAAGCUCGAAGAAGAAGCCAAGCUUGUCGUCCGAGAGUAUUCGGAUUCUCUGUCUCGCGAAUUGAGAAUAGAAGAUGAAACAACUGAUCGAAAACAAACUCGUGGAAGGCAGAGGAGGCAAAAGAGUGCCACUAGAAAUAUUCCGGAUAAUCUCCUUCAGAAAGUGACAAUCAUAGGAAGGCCAAAUGUUGGUAAAUCAGCAUUGUUUAAUCGGCUUGUUGGGGGUAACAAAGCAAUCGUUGUGGAUGAACCUGGGGUCACUAGGGAUCGCUUGUACGGUAGAUCCGUCUGGGGAGUGUAUGAAUUUAUGGUAGUAGAUACUGGAGGUGUUCUCAGCAUCGCUAAGUCACAGACUGAUGUUAUGGAAGAGUUAGCCAUCACCACCACCAUUGGCAUGGAGGGGAUUCCACUAAUGACCAGGGAGGCGGCUAUUGCGAGGAUGCCCUCAAUGAUUGAGAAGCAGGCUAUUGUGGCUGUGGAAGAGGCAUCAGUCAUUUUAUUUCUUGUUGAUGGCCAGGCAGGUCUAACAGCAGCAGAUGUGGAAAUAGCCGACUGGCUGCGGAAGCAUUACUCGCACAAAUGUGUUAUUCUUGCCGUGAACAAAUGUGAAUCUCCGUGUAAAGGAUUCAUGCAAGCAUCCGAUUUUUGGUCCUUGGGGUUUCAACCAAUGCCUAUAUCUGCUCUUACGGGAACUGGAACAGGAGAGCUUCUUGAUCUUGUUUGUUCAGGACUGACCAAAAUUGAGGACUCGGAGGAUCUUGUUGACGAAAAUUAUGUUCCUGCUAUUGCUAUUGUUGGCCGACCAAAUGUUGGUAAAAGUAGCAUUUUGAAUGCUUUAGUUGGAGAGGACAGGACAAUUGUCAGUCCAGUAAGCGGUACUACUCGUGAUGCUAUUGAUACAGAAUUUACUGGACCAGAUGGGCAGAAAUUCCGGCUUAUUGACACUGCUGGAAUCAGAAAAAGGGCUUCAGUAGCUUCAUCUGGUAGCACGACAGAGGCUCUAUCUGUUAAUCGGGCCUUUCGUGCCGUUCGUCGCUCUGAUGUUGUUGCACUUGUAAUAGAAGCCAUGGCCUGUAUUACAGAACAGGAUUGGAGGAUUGCUGAAAGGAUAGAAAGAGAAGGGAAAGGUUGCCUGAUUGUUGUGAACAAGUGGGAUACUAUACCAAACAAAAACCAUGAAACCGCGACACAUUACGAGCAAGAUGUUAGGGAGAAACUCCGCAAUCUUGUAUGGGCACCUAUUGUCUACGCAACUGCAAUAGCUGGUCAUAGCAUUGAGAAUAUCAUUGUUGCAGCUAGUAUUGUUGAAAAAGAAAGAUCAAGAAGGCUAAGCACUGCAAUAUUGAAUCAAGUUGUACGGGAGGCUGCAGCUUUUAAAUCACCUCCAAGGACCCGAGGUGGCAAGAGAGGGCGUGUUUAUUACUGCACUCAGGCUGCUAUUAGGCCACCCACGUUUGUGUUCUUUGUAAAUGAUGCAAAACUUUUCUCAGAGACAUACAGACGUUACAUGGAGAAGCAACUACGAUCAGAUGCGGGGUUCGCUGGAACACCUAUUCGUCUCUUAUGGCGCAGCAGAAAAAAGAUGACAAAAGAUGACAGAAGGGCUGCAAGAAAGCAAGAAAAUUCAUUCCCACAGGACGGAAAAAGAUUGGCAAAAGCCUUGUGAAUUGAUACAACGUUCUGUCACCUGAUAAUCACGUGGGAUUUUGGUCCGCAAAGCUUCAAGUUUCAAGAGUUCUCCUCACGUAACUGAAAUCAAUCCACUAAAAUUCUGUUUCUCAGUCCUGAAGUGGUAAUUAUCUGAGCGUACUCCUUGUAGAAUCCAAUCCGUUAUCUCCCUUGGUAUAGCCAGGUAAGUUUUGAGCAGCGUAAAGAAGCCAAUAGUAUGGAUAGGUUGGAAGGAGAAUGCAGUAAUAUGUAUAGUAGUUUUGUUGUUAACUUAUUGAAACAACGACUUAUCGUUCCAUUGGAUUCUGUAUUUUCAAUCUUUGGCCACAUCUUAAAAGGGACAAGUUUUUCAAGGUUGGUGGAAAUUGUACAAGGAUGUGCAUGUUUUAUGUUCA
Messenger RNA from Rhododendron vialii, 2442 nucleotides. RefSeq lists its product as uncharacterized. Lineage: Eukaryota; Viridiplantae; Streptophyta; Magnoliopsida; Ericales; Ericaceae. The coding region runs from base 93 to 2045 and encodes 650 amino acids. The record is from RefSeq and is a predicted model, not a curated record. Gene Ontology annotation, molecular function: GTP binding. The transcript has 12 exons. Gene Ontology annotation, cellular component: chloroplast.